This is a messenger RNA of Toxorhynchites rutilus septentrionalis, 1176 nucleotides long. RefSeq lists its product as uncharacterized. The transcript is spliced from 4 exons. NCBI's taxonomy places the organism in Eukaryota, Metazoa, Arthropoda, Insecta, Diptera, Culicidae. The record is from RefSeq and is a predicted model, not a curated record. Bases 82 to 594 code for a protein of 170 amino acids.
UUAAAUUGUUGGUUCCCGCCUAUCAGUACAGUGAAAGAAUUCUGCGUGAAAAGAAACGGAAUUUGUGUUCUAAAGCUGAAAAUGUUCAAAUCUCGCAAUGCUUCGGUGCUGGAUAUCCUAUUUAACCCCCGGCUGUACGGUGUGAUUGUGGGUGUGAUGAGUUUGGUGGCCAUGCUCGCCUCCCUCACAGCAUCUGUUUAUCUAAUAAUAAAGUAUGACGACAUCAGAGGUGUUCCGGAAAGCUUGAGAACAUUUUUCCGGUAUGCCACACUCGAAACCGUCAUCGGUUUGAUCGGUUUGAUUGUUGUCGUAGUGUACCUGAUAGGAAUCUGCAAAGCCAACGAGCACUAUUUGAUGCCGUUCUUAGUGCUACUCGUAGUGGACUUUUCGGGCUACAUUGUGUCUGAGACACUCGGCUAUCUCAAGGGGACCGUCGAGCAGGACCGGUGGAAGGAGAAUUUGUUGGAUUGUGCAAUUUUCGUAUUCAGUUUCACGACGGUAACUUCUCUGUAUGAUGCCUUCAAACGCGAGAGACAGCCGGGAUGUUAUCGACUCAUUUCCGGCGACGAAGAGAACAUUCCACUGAAAGUGUGAACUUUUAAGAUUAAAUUUAAAUUUAAUUUUUUUUUAAGUUUGUAAAUAUUUUCCAAUAUGUUGUCCAGAUUACUGUAGGAAAAAAAUAAUAUAUACAUGAUGGAAUAGUGCUAGAGCUACCAUAUGUUUCAAUUAUUCAUAGAACGGUUUGUCUCGCUUCGCGUCAUAUGAAUAAAAUGAAAUUCAGCAAAAUUAACUUGUUGGUAGUAACAAUGAUUUGCGGAGCCAAUCAAACAUAUACAACAAUUCCACACCAAACCGAUAUAAUGAUUCUCAGAUUUUCGUUAAAAUUGGUAGUUUUGUUCCUUAUCGAAAAUAUUAGAUCCGUAUUUUUUUUUAUUUUCCAUUAGUGAUCCAUUGGUGAUCCGAAAAAUAUUUUUUCCCAUUCAUUUGAAAUAUAAUCUUUUUUUUUUUAAUUCAUAUCUUUUGAACAACUGGACUGAUUCAGGUAAUCGACACAUCAAAUUGAAGCCAAUGAUCUGGUCUUUUACAUUUGCAAAAAAAAUGUUUUUUUUGUAAUUAUUGAUUGUAUUUGUUUUACAUAAAAUAUCCAAAAAUCAGAGAUGUGUUUUUUUUUCGUUA